UGCCAAUCGGUGAAAUAAGCAAAUAUGGCAGAGGAAAAAGUGGACUGUUUUUGCAGCAGCCGAGUGUAAAUUAUCGGAAAAGUUGUAGUAACAAUGUACAAAUCUGCAGUUAAAUAGUGGAAAUACGAUGUGAAUCGCAUGCACUGAGUGCAGAAGCCAAAUGUAGCCUGUAAUAAACACUAGGAAUGUUGAAAAAAAGUUUUUCUUAUGAGCGGGCGCCAAGCGUCCCAAAAUAGUGUAGAUCACUGACAAAAGGCGAUAUUUUCCAGUGUUAAACUAUCGAAAAAGUGCAUUCUCGAAUGAAAUAAAUAGUGUGGAUAGAAUUUGGAUAAAAUAAAGUGUGAAAAACAGUAAACAAAAAAGUAUCUUCGCAAAAGCACCAGUCCUCGCAGAAGGUGGGGAAAAAGCUCCAUCAUGUUUUACGCCCACAUUGUGCUGGCCAAAAAGGGUCCGCUGGCCCGUAUUUGGCUGGCGGCCCAUUGGGACAAAAAAAUUACCAAAGCGCACGUCUUCGAAACCAACAUCGAACAGUCCGUGGAUGGUAUCAUGCAACCAAAAGUAAAGCUGGCACUACGAACAUCCGGCCAUUUACUGCUCGGCGUUGUCCGUAUCUACGCCCGAAAGGCCAAAUAUCUUCUGGCGGAUUGUAAUGAAGCCUUUGUCAAGAUUAAGAUGGCUUUCCGGCCUGGAAUGGUUGACUUGCCGGAAGAGCACCGGGAAGCGGCCGUCAAUGCGAUUACGCUGCCGGAAGUGUUUCAUGAUUUCGACACACCGCUUCCCGAGCUGAAUGAUGUAGACAUUGAGGCUCACUUUUCUAUCAACCAAUCGCGUGCCGACGAGAUAACGAUGCGCGAGGAUUACGGCACAUUACCGAUGAACAUUCACGACGAUGGCUUCGGCGAUAUGGGAUUCGACGACACACCGGACAUUGUCCGUGAAAGAAUUGAAGAGCCGAUGGAGGGACUGAGAGACGCACAGGACGCGUCGGCGGAGGAAGCGGAUGCGACGAUGAUAGGAGGCGAAAGCAUGUCAGGGACAGACGCAGCAGCAGUGGACGGUUCCGGCAAGGAUAAAGUUGACAAGAAGGGCCUUCGAGCCCGCGCCAAAAGUCUGUACGAAGAGCUCAGCGAGCAACCACCGCAGGAUACCCGAUGGAACGAGUAUCUUGAUGACCUCUUCACGGAUCCAGUCGCCCCGCCUCCUGAUCUGGAACUGGAAAAAGAACCACUACCGGGCACCUCCCGCUCCUUGCUGGAUUCAUUCGAUCCGCACCAUCCGCACGUUGUAGAUAACGACGGCUUUGGUGACGAGGGUUUUGGUGCCGAGCCAGCAGCGGGACUGUUCGAAGGAGACAUAUUUGGUGAUGCUCAGCUGGCACCGGAACCGGAAUUACCGGCUGAAACCACGCAGGUUCAGCAGCGAGGAGAAGCGAACGAAAGCGAUGACGACGAUGAUGAUCACUUCGAUGCGGGCGGUGCUCCAUCACCGGCAGCGAGCUCAGAUGGUUCACGACCUCCGUCGCCGAUAAUGACGCAACAGUUGUUGGAUGAUCUAGAGAAACCGGGAACCAGUCAGAGUCAAGCUCCGCCAAAGGCUCCGAUAUAUCACGAUGCAGCGCUGGAGGCUCCGCCUACACCUACAUCCGAUCCACAUCAUGAAGAAGCAGAAAGAAGGAUGGAUGCCGAACCCGAACGUUCCGGCGAGUUGAUGGCCAUGGACGAAGAGGGCGAUCAUGCAGAACAAACGACUCUGUUGCAAAAUGAGGAGGAAAGUUUUGCACUUGCACCAGUGGACGCUUCUGCUUUGAAAGGUGUGACGAAGAGCAAGCGAAAGCGAAAACUGAUCGUAGAUGAAGUGAAAAAUAUCAGUGGGGAAGAGAUGAAAAGUCAGCUGGCAAAUACUUCGGAUAUAGUAACUACACUGGAUCUGGCCCCUCCAACCAAACGGUUGAUGUACUGGAAGGAAACCGGUGGUGUGGAGAAAUUGUUUGCACUUCCGUCACGAGACAUUCCAGCGCGAUGUCUGUUCAAAAAUUACCAGCGUCAUUUGACCUCACGAUCGAUCGGCAUCGAGGACUUCGCUGCUCUGGGUCCUUUGGAUGUGUUGGGUGUCGAGCAGCAACAACCGGAGCGACCGGAAUCACCAAUAAAUCUACGACGCGGCAGGAAGCGAAAGCAGUUAGAACUACUGCCGCCGGAGACGCCUGCCACACCCAUGAUGCCAAUGACACCUGCUACUCCAGCCCAUCUGGAUCAAACAUCUGUCGAUCAGAUCCGAGAGGCAAUUGACAUGCCACCGCCGACGCCCGUCUCAAUGGAGCUUCGUGACCAGGAUAUUUGCCCCGAUAUCAGCCAACACUACCCCCUGGAUGGAAGUAUGAUGCCACCUCCGGCUACCCCUGGUCUCAGCCAUUUGGGCAGUCCAAACAUGGGCAUGCACACUCCGCAAAUGAUGCCACCUACACCAGGAAUGCCGAGUAUACCGAUGACCCCAGGAGGGUUGGAUCACGGCGGUUUAACGCUGGCGGGAUUACCCCACGGAGGUUUAACACCCAGCGAUUUGCAACAUGGUGGAAUGACCCCCGUUGGUUUGCAACACGGAGGAUUGACCCCUGCCGGAUUGCAACACGGUGGAUUGACCCCUGCCGGACUGCAACACGGUGGAUUGACCCCUGCCGGACUGCAACACGGUGGAAUGACUCCCGUCGGUCUCCAACACGGUGGUAUGACCCCUGCCGGUCUGCAACAUGGUGGAAUGACCCCUGCUGGAUUGCAGCACGGUGAUUCUGGUCACGUUAUGCCUGAUCUGCCGGGAGCGAUGACUCCCCAUGGGUUGGAUCAUGGUGGAAUGACACCACAUCACGCCAGUUUGGAGAGCAUCGAUCAGAUUCCAAAUCUCCCGGCCGAUCAGGUUUCAUCGAUUCUAAACGAACCGGGAAUGGAAAAUUUCUCCAACAUGGGUUACGAUACCCAUGCGCAGUCACCUGCGCGAGGAGUUCUCGCCGACGAUGUGCCGAACGAGUGGAAUCAGGACUACGAGUUCCCGCAGUCGGUCGGAGCGCAACAAGUCAGCGAAGAACAGCAGGUCGACGAAACGAUCGAGCAGUUCGAAGAGCGCGUUUUGAACAAGCGUGCUGCACAGCUAUUUCUGUCGGUUCGAUCACGCCUGCUCAAGAGUGACAAUAUGGUCCUGUCGGAUAUGACACAUCGUAACAACAAGAAACAGGCUGCGCAAAAGUUCUACUCUCUGCUGGUGUUGAAAAAGUUCAAAGCCCUCGAGAUCGCACAACCUAAACCGUACGAUGAUAUCCUAAUCAGCCGGGGUCCAAUGUUUGAUAAUCCGAAGCUGUAAGCUGCUGUACGCACGCUUCCGCUUGAUAGACUUAAGCCUAAAAUGAUGAACUAAAAGCAGCAUUGAAAACAAUUUGUUAGUAAAUUAAGAAGAAUGAUGAACGUGCAUAUUUUAUUAUACUAGGCUCUUAAGUUGAAAAUGAAGGAUGUAAAUAACCUUAAUUUACUCUUUAAUCUUAUAGGAAGUAAACUUCGAAAUUUCUUAUCAGCAGGCUGGAUCAUUUCCGACUUACGAAAUUUUGCAGCUUGUUGAGAGCUUUGCUUCGAUUGUUAUUGUUUUGUACGGUGAUGAUUCGAGAAAAUAUGCAUAUUUAUUAUCCCUCCCUGCUCUGAUAGCACAAUGUGCUGUUUCAUCGUGAUGAGGGUUUUUCGUAUAUUCUUCCUUGUUCACUAUUAUAAUAGGUGAUAAGCGGAUAGAGCUAAGUUGUAAAGAGAUGAUUAUGCUGAAACUGAUUUUGUUCGUGUAAAUAUAUAUAUUUGUCUAGUGGAUAAGACAAAAAUCUGCACCAUAGAAACCAAUAAGACUACUGGUAGCAAAAGUACUAACAAAAAUCUAGACGAUAAGGGAGAAAGAGAGUUGCAAAAUUAAACAAAACUUGUCUGAGAA
Messenger RNA from Topomyia yanbarensis, 3957 nucleotides. RefSeq names its product double-strand-break repair protein rad21 homolog (gene vtd). Gene Ontology annotation, biological process: mitotic sister chromatid cohesion; synaptonemal complex assembly; replication-born double-strand break repair via sister chromatid exchange. NCBI's taxonomy places the organism in Eukaryota, Metazoa, Arthropoda, Insecta, Diptera, Culicidae. The transcript has 7 exons. The record is from RefSeq and is a predicted model, not a curated record. Gene Ontology annotation, cellular component: synaptonemal complex; cohesin complex. Bases 415 to 3351 code for a protein of 978 amino acids. Gene Ontology annotation, molecular function: protein binding; chromatin binding.